GGUGCUGCUUGGUAGAAGAAGGGAGGAGGGUGAGCAGACGUCAUACAAGGAGGGACGGUGAAAGGAAGGCUCACAUGUGCCGCUGCCUUAUUUAACCUGGAUUUUCGCUGAACAGGACAGUGACAUGGGCCAUGACUACCACUGUGUGCUGGUGCAGGCUUGCUGCUUGGCGGGAAGUGCCUGUGAGGGCCAGCAGCUUGUCAGGAGGGCCAGGGAGACUCAGAAUAUUGGUUGGGACCCCUCAAGAGACCUGCCCAAGUGUUAGUUUGUGAUGGAGGGGCAGCUGCUGAUGGGCAAGCUUGGGGAUCUACUGGAGGAGCAGGAAGAACCUGGAGGGAAUGGUGGAAGUGAAGUACUUGAAGAAGCUCCCUACACUCACCCCCAAGGAUUCCUUCCACCUUGACGACUGGUUUUCUGCUGUACAGACUACAGACCACUGGCCGCUGACAGGGUGUGACAUCAAUAUCCAACACCUGUGGUAUGUGCAGGAGCUGGCAGAGGGGCAGGGUGACAGGGCCCACUGCCUCACCAUCCCUGCCCACCAUGCCCCUGACAAGUUCGUCACCUGGGUACAUGCUCAGGCACCCCUGCAGUUAUUCUCUAGGCGAGGACGACAGUUGGAAUCCGUGUGAGAUAGUAGGCCGGCCCAACUUCCAGUAGUGAUGGAUGGGGAGGCAUGCCUGGUGUGUCCUGGGAGCAAUGUGUUUGAUGAGGCUCUGGGAUGACUGAAGUGUGUCUGGUGAAGGAUUAUGAAGGGUAUAUGCUUGUGUUCUUAAAGGCUUAACGUCUUUAUCAUGGCAUUCAGUAGGCCAUAGUGGAAGUUGUGGGGCUUGACAUUUGUAUCACAACAUUGAACAGGCCAUAUUGGAAGUUGUCAGUGUGUGAGUGAUGAAAAUGCAAAAUUGUAGGUGUCAGAUUUUGUUUACUUGAAAAUUAACUCUAUGCUGUAAUUUUUUAUUUAUUUUUUUCUUUGUUUUACAUAUCUUAGAUGAGUUUAGUUUUUGUCAUUAGUAUAUCCAGCCUAUCUAUCUGUUCAUCUAACACCUUCAUCAGUGCACAGGUGGAGAGUGUGAGGGUGACAGUGAGAUGAUGCCUUGCAGGGUGCCUGUCUAUUGUGCCUCUCUCUGUACAUUGAUGCCUAAGAGAACAUUUUGGUCAUAUCCUAGUCAGAGAAUAGAUGAACUAUACCUGUGUGUGUGUGUGUGUGUGUGUGUGUGGCCAACACUAUGUAUGUAUAUAUUUAUUGACUUUACAAUGGUGUUUAUUGCUCCUGUUUAUUAUUAUUCAUUCUACAGUGGUGUUUAUUGCUGCUGUUUUCACUUUGUGUUCAGAUUUUCAUGUGUAAUUUCUCUCUGUAUUCCAGUUGAUGUAAUUACAAUAGUGUUCAGUGUAUAGUCCUGUUCUAAGUAGUUAUGUUGUAACUCCAAUCAUCCAGUGCCAUGCCUGAACUAAUUCCACUCUCAUUUUGUUGGAAUUCAUUCAUUCCUCUUCAUUAUUAU
Messenger RNA from Scylla paramamosain (green mud crab), 1499 nucleotides. Its product is annotated as ribosome biogenesis protein WDR12 homolog. Lineage: Eukaryota; Metazoa; Arthropoda; Malacostraca; Decapoda; Portunidae. The transcript is spliced from 4 exons. Bases 339 to 632 code for a protein of 97 amino acids. The record is from RefSeq and is a predicted model, not a curated record.